Racocetra fulgida is the source of this 263-nucleotide messenger RNA. The record is from the annotation of a GenBank genome assembly. Lineage: Eukaryota; Fungi; Glomeromycota; Glomeromycetes; Diversisporales; Gigasporaceae.
CCAUAUCUCAACAAGCCGAAGCUCCAGUCGCUUCAACAUCUGGAACUUCCAAGACUUCAAAACCACCUAAGACAGUAAAUAAAAAGCUCAAAGCUAGUAAGUCAUCUGAAUCUAUUGAGCCUAUAAGUGAAGUGCUAGAUAUGUCUCCUAAAAAAACUGAUUCUUUCAAGCCUAUCAAUGAAGCUUCUUCAUCAUCUCAAACAAUAGAAAUGGAUUCAAUGUUAGCUGAAAUUGAUGCAAUGUUAGCUGAAAUUCAAAAAUAA